This is a messenger RNA of Pantherophis guttatus, 9479 nucleotides long. It is a transcript of the gene NRP1, whose product is annotated as neuropilin 1. Lineage: Eukaryota; Metazoa; Chordata; Lepidosauria; Squamata; Colubridae. The record is from RefSeq and is a predicted model, not a curated record. Gene Ontology annotation, cellular component: axon; focal adhesion; plasma membrane. Gene Ontology annotation, molecular function: vascular endothelial growth factor receptor activity; vascular endothelial growth factor binding; semaphorin receptor activity. Gene Ontology annotation, biological process: axon guidance; vasculogenesis; vascular endothelial growth factor receptor signaling pathway.
CUCGGGGCUUUGGAAAUAGCGUCGGGUCCUCUCUUAUUGCCACUGAUUUGGGCUUCUUCUCCUUAGGCUGGAGGAAGGAGCUGCUUGGCACUUCUGCCAGCGUUCCCACCGCCGCUGCCAGCCGCUUGGAUCAGCGCAGGCAGAGGCGGCGUCCCAUCGCCGAGGGGCUUUGGGAUUGCAAGCCCCCGCCGCGUUUGCAGGGCGCACGAGGCGUCAGUGCUAAAGGCAGACACCCUGCUGACCCUUUCGCUGGGAGAGUUGAGCAACCGGCUUAGGAGAAGAAAGCGGCGAAGAUUUCCGCGCGCUUCGUCCAUCUGUGCCGCGGGUGUGACUUCCUCGUUAGUUUUUCCUCUGUUGGCUUUUUUCCCCCCAUCCCAUGUUAACCUCUAUUUGAACAUGGCAAGGACAGUAUCUUCUGGAAAUGGAUUCAGUGUGGGAAAAAGCACAGGAAACCAGAGCUAAAUGACAGGAUGCGGGAGACUUAAGAAGAUAGUCGAGAGAGAAAAAGGGAGAGAGAGAGAGAGAGAGAGAGAGAGAGAGGAGAGAGAGAGCGCCUUCUGCAAUCGACAAGACUUCUGGUGCUACUACUACAAUUGUUGUUCGGCUGAAUCAGUUUUCUGUCUCUUUUUAACUGCCCGUGCUGAAGGAGGAUUUAAGAUCUGAGCGGAAUUGUGUGGAGAGAUUGGAUAAUCUUAUUCCCUUUCUUCAGACCUCCUAUAUCCGAAGCAGAAGAUGGCCUGGGUUCUACUUUUGCACUGUGCAGCCCUCAUAUUCACCCUUGGCAGAGCUUUGAAGAGUGAUCGAUGUGGUGAAAACAUAAAAAUUUUAGAGCCUGGAUAUCUCACCUCUCCUGGCUAUCCUAAUAGUUAUCACCCAAGUCAAAAAUGUGAAUGGUUGAUUCAAGCUCCUCAACCACACCAGAGGAUUAUGAUCAACUUCAACCCACACUUUGAUUUAGAGGACAGAGAAUGCAAGUACGAUUAUGUUGAAGUGAUUGAUGGAGACAGUGCAAAUGGGCGAGUGUGGGGAAAGUUUUGUGGCAAAAUUGCUCCCCCACCUGUGAUAUCUACAGGACCAUACCUCUUAAUCAAGUUUGUCUCUGAUUAUGAAACUCAUGGAGCAGGCUUCUCCAUUCGCUAUGAAAUUUUUAAAAGAGGACCAGAAUGCUCCAGAAACUUUACAUCUAUGACUGGUAUGAUCAAAUCACCAGGAUUCCCUGAAAAAUAUCCCAACAGCCUUGAAUGUACUUACAUUAUCUUUGCACCAAAGAUGUCAGAGAUUAUCCUGGAAUUUGAAAGCUUUGAACUGGAACCAGAUACAAAUCCUCCAGGAGGCGCAUUCUGCCGUUAUGAUCGUUUGGAAGUCUGGGAGGGUUUCCCGGAAGUUGGUCCUCACAUUGGACGAUACUGUGGACAAAACACACCCGGUCGUGUCCUCUCAUCAACUGGCAUUCUCUCCAUGGUUUUCUAUACUGACAGUGCAAUAGCAAAAGAAGGUUUCUCUGCAAACUAUACUGUGGUGCACAACAAUGUUCCAGAAGACUUCCAGUGCAUGGAACCACUUGGCAUGGAAUCUGGUGAAAUUCAUUCUGACCAGAUUACUGCCUCUUCCCAAUAUAACCCCCAAUGGUCAUCUGAAAGGUCCCGUUUAAAUUAUCCUGAAAAUGGAUGGACGCCUGAAAUUGAUUCUACUAGAGAAUGGAUACAGGUAGACGUAGGCGUUCUCCGCUUUGUAACUGCCAUUGGGACUCAAGGGGCCAUCUCCAAAGAAACUAAAAAAAUGUAUUUUCUGAAAACAUACCGAGUGGAUAUCAGCUCCAAUGGAGAAGAUUGGAUAUCCAUUAAAGAUGGAAACAAUAAACCUUUGCUGUUCAUGGGGAACACCAACCCAACAGAGGUUGCUUAUAGAUCUUUUCCCAAGCCAGUUCUGACACGUUUUGUUCGAAUCAAGCCUGUAAACUGGGAAACUGGAAUAUCACUGAGAUUUGAAAUCUAUGGGUGUAAAAUUACUGAUUAUCCUUGCUCUGGCAUGCUGGGUAUGGUGUCUGGACUCAUCACUGACGCUCAAAUUACAGCAUCAAAUGAAUUAGAUCGGAAUUGGCUUCCAGAAAAUGUCCGUCUUAUAACAAGUCGUAUAGGAUGGGCACUGCCACCCCCGAUUGGUCAUACAUAUACAAAAGAAUGGCUUCAAAUAGACCUUGGUGAAGAAAAGAAAGUCCAGGGCAUAAUUGUCCAAGGAGGUAAACACAGAGAAAACAAGGUCUUCAUGAGAAAAUUUAAAAUUGAAUAUAGCUACAAUGGAUCAGACUGGAAAUGGAUUAUGGAUGCCAGCAAAAAGAAAGCCAAGAUUUUUGAAGGCAACACCAACUACGAUACUCCUGAACUUCGCACUUUUGACCCAUUGACAACCAGAUUUAUCCGUGUUUAUCCAGAAAGAGCCACACAUGCUGGAUUGGGACUAAGGUUGGAACUACUCGGUUGUGAAAUUGAAGAUCUAUCUGAAUCAAGCUGGGAUUUUUUUUCAGUCCCUACUUCAGUCCCAACCACUGCUGAUACCAGUCCUGUGGAUGAGUGUGAUGAUGACCAAGCUAACUGCUACAGUGGAACAGGUGAUGACUUCCAUUUGACAGGGAGUACCACAGCUACAAUCACGGAAAAACCAGUACCAACUGAUACUACAGUUCAGCCAGCCAUCCAUUAUUCCAUUACUGAAGAACUUCCAGCAUAUGGUUUCAACUGUGGAUUUGGCUACAGUUCUCAAAAGACAAUCUGUCGCUGGGAACAUGAUGCGCAGCUGGACUUGAGAUGGGCAGUACUCACCAGCAAAACAGGGCCCAUUCAGGACCACACAGGAGAUGGCAAUUUUAUUUAUUCCCAAGCUGAUGAAAACCAGAAAGGCAAAAUUGUCCGCCUCAUCAGCCCUAUCAUCAACCUGCAAAAUUAUGCCCUUUGCAUGACUUUCUGGUAUCAUAUAUCGGGCCCUCAUGUCGGCACACUAAGAAUCAAACUGCGGUACCAGAUCCCUAAAGAAUACGAUCGGGUCUUAUGGACACCAAAUGGAAAUCAGGGAAACUGCUGGAAGGAAGGCCGGGUUUUUCUGCACAAAUCUGUGAAACAUUAUCAGGUAAUGGUGGAAGGAGAAAUUGGAAAGGGAAAGGGAGGAGUUGCAGUUGAUGAUAUUAACUUUGACAGCCACAUAACACAGGAAGAAUGCCGAAAAUCAAAUGGUGCAAGGAGUGAAAUCGAGCCAGAUAUUAAUCAAACAGAAUUUACUCCUGAUUACCGUGAAAAUGGGGAGCCUUAUAAUGACAACAUCUCCCGGAAGCCAGGCAAUGUGCUGAAAACACUUGACCCUAUUCUUAUCACCAUCAUCGCUAUGAGUGCCCUGGGUGUGCUGCUGGGCGCCAUCUGCGGGGUCAUUCUGUACUGCGCCUGUUGGCACAAUGGAAUGUCCGAUAGAAACCUAUCUGCACUGGAGAACUACAAUUUCGAACUUGUGGAUGGUGUCAAAUUAAAAAAGGAUAAACUGAACACACAGAAUACGUAUUCAGAAGCAUGAGGCUGAAAACUGCGUUGAAGACGCUGAGCCAAGCUUUUCUCAGGAGCUUCAGUGGGUGUACCAGAUAUUCUAAGACAUGGACAACAAUCUGUGUUAAACAAUCUGAAUCAUGUACAGUCUACUUCUGUUUCUGUUUUAAUUUGAACUAUUCAAAUGCUGGUGUUGAGACCAAGUAUGAUUGACUUAAGAGGGGUAUUCUGUUUUGGUUCUGCCUUCCCCCCCCCCACACACCUUCUUUCUUCUUCCCUUAGCCCCUCCAUUCUUUGUUUUCUUUCCUUCUGUCUCCCCUCCCCACCCUAAGCCCAUAAGUACUUGUUUUUUUACUGUGCAAAAAUCCAAGAUGCUGUCAAAACAUGUAAUUUGGCAGGAGUCCAUUGGAUGGACAUCCUGUUUGUAGCUGAGUGCCCAGAAGGAAGAACAUCAGAGUAACAGCAAUUUAAUGGAUUCCUGAUACUGUAUUUGUGUAUAAUUGCUUGUGUCGUGCAUAGGCAAAGGAGAGUUAGGGUGUUUGUUUUGGGGGGGUGGGGAAGUACUGUACGGUCAGUACUGGUAUAGUGUGUCAACUCUGUUAACCAAGCAAUACGGUCAGAAUUUAUUGGUGUUUCUCAGUGUUGUACUCCACCUUUGUGCUUGUGAAUUCCAUACAAGAAAUAAGUGCCAUCACCUACAAACAAUUGGCAAACCAGGCGUCCUGCAUUGAAUUAUUGAAUUAUAAUGAGAAAAAAAGCAAAAGUCCUUGGCACUGGCUCGUUUAUGUCUUCUCAAGUGCCUUUUUGUUGUAUUGCUCCUCAUUGCUUUAUCAUCAAUUCCUUCUUUGUCUCUCCAUCCUCCUCUCUCUCUCUCUCUCUCUCUCUCUCUCUCCCUCCCUCCCUCCCUCCUCUCCCUCUCCCUCUCCCCCUGCCUCCCUCCUUCCCUCCCUGUCUCUCUCUCUCUCUCUCUUCCUUGCCCUUUUUCUUGCUUAGCACCACUGACUAACAAGAAAUUAUAUUUUGGCAUAAGUAAAACCUUAAGAAGGCAAGGGCGAACAAAAUCUUGGCAACUUGCAGCUAAUUCCUUCUCUUCCUAUUUUUCAAUUCCAUGUUGCUGAACCCCCUUUUUCUUAAGUUCUACAGUUUUGCUCCUGUCCUUCUAUCUUUUAUUGUUCUUUCAUACAGAAUGUAUUUUCACAUAUAAGGCCUCUUCGUCUUUUGCUUUUCCCCUCUUUUGUCUCUGAAUAGAUUGUUACAUAAGCAUUUGCCAUUGUCAAGGUAAGGAAAAUGCAACUCUAGUUUGCUGGUAAUGGCAAAAAAAGAAAGAGGAUUUUGUUACAUUUUUGUCUUUUCUUGUAUUGCUGUAUUUUAAGAUAAGGGAUAUGUCUUAAUGUUACCUUCCAGAGUUGAUCUUUGGGUUUCUUUUUAGCACCAUUAACUGACAUUAUCUUUUUUUUCUCUCUCCUUUAGUAAGCCAUGAAGUAAGUCUUUUAAUUCUGUCCAAGAUGUUCAUAUAAAUCGAUGGCAAUGAGAAUUUGUUGUUGAUGUUGAAGAGCAAAGAGUGUUUUUCCCAUCCAUAUCCUAGAUAUCCAAUUUAAGGGUAAUUGUUUCUGCACAGGACUCAUUCAUGCUAAUGUAGAGGCAUACUAAUAUUGCUACAAGUAGUAAUGCAUUGACUUUGCUAAUAAUGGAUUUGCUUUAAAAAAAAUCAUUGUAUAACGUAUCCUAAACUGGAUUUAAAAUGAGUGCUGUUAACAUUCUAAUGAGAAGGAAUUGGGGGCCUUGUUCUCCUUCCAUUCACUUAACAACAGUAGCCAUGUUUUAAGAAUUAAGUCAAUCUCCAAAAGACACAGUUAACUCUUAAAGAUCUUAAAUCAUAACAAGCAUUCAGGGCACCAUAAACUGAUUUUGUCACAUUGUUUUACGUGGUAUUCAAAUGCACCUUUGAUUAAAAACAGCUGGUUUUUAAAAACCACACCAGAGCAAAUGUUUAACAACUCUGCUCUUGUUGUAAAUAUGAGUUAUCAUCCAAAGAAGGUUUAUUGAAGUAAAAUAUCUACCAUGAAAAAAAAAAUCACAGUGACAAAAGAGUAUAUGAAUCAAUUGUUUAGUUAUCCAAUUUACACUGUAAUUGAAUGCUCUACUAGUUAAUUAUCCCAAAGAGAAGAUCAAAUGCAAAUAAUUUUUACUGCACUUCUUUCAUGUAUAUUUAGUUGCAUCAUGUAUUAUGGACUCUAUGUCAAUAAUCACAUAGGCAUCUUAAGAUCUGUGACAAAAGUGCAUACAAACAUUAUUUAAGAGGGGCAGAUUUCAUUGCAAAAGCAUGUACUUUCUAGAACUCAAAAAGUAACAGAUACAAUAUUAAUCUUGGUAUGGAAAAAAAGGAUUUUUAACAAUUUGUGCACAUAUCAACUGCCUAUAAAUCAGACAUCAGGUAAUCCUCAACUUACGACCACAAUUGAGCCAAAAAUCUCUGUUGUUACAUGAGACAUUUGUUAAGUGAGUUUUGUCUCAUUUUAUGAUCUUUCUUGCCAUAGUUGUUAAGUGAAUCACUGCAGUUGAUAAGUUAGCAACAUGGUUGUUAAGUGAAUCUGGUUUCCCCAUUGACUUUACUAGUCAGAAGGUCACCAAAGGUGAUUACAUGGCCUUGGGACACAGCAACGGUCAUAAAUAUGAAACAGUUGCCAAGCAUCUGAAUUUUGAUCACAUGAGCAUGGGGAUGUUGCAAAGGCCAAAACUGUGAAAAACAGUCAUAAGUCACAUUUUUCAGUGCUGUUAUAACUUUGAAUGGCCACUAAAUGAGUUGUUGUAAGUCGAGGACUACCUGUAUUAGUCUAUGUAACUCGGUAUUGACUAUUAUAAUGGGCAGCAAUUUCCAGGAUUUUUCAAAUUAAGUCUCAUCUUUCUUCAUUCACUUGUAUGAAAUGUUUUUAAAACUAGAUAUGCUGGUGACUGAAUUUACGUAUGUAAAGAUGUGCUCUAAUAUUGGUCUUUUAUUACCAUUCAAUAUCAUCAAUUCAUUAUUCAACUCUUCAGUUACUUUCAGUCUAUUCUGUAAAAAUCCUCUUUACUGAAGACCAUUAUAUUUAGGCUGAUACUGGAUAAUAUAAAAGCUGCAUCAUUGAUUCAAGCAUGUGAAUAGUCAUAUUAUGCUACUUUAAAACAGCUGAAAAGCAUACAUGCUUUUGAACUAUCCCUGUCACCAUUCUUGAGCUGAGUACAAUCCAUACCAUCACCGUGUUUACUUAACACAAACAAAUGUGUUAGGCAUUGUAGAGAACCCAAAGUAGGCAUUUUCACUACAUCAGAGGAACUAAUGGAGAAUUUGUGACUGCCCAAAUGUUGGAUUCCAAUUUUCAUUAACCUGAAUUAAUUAGACUAAUGAUGUUGUAGUGCAGGGGUGUCAAACUCAAGGCCCAUGGGCCAAAUCUGACCCAUGGAAUGUUUAAAUCUGGCCUGUGGGGCCAACCUGGAAAUAGCAAAGGACUGGUCUGCUGUGUCUCUGGCAACCAAAACACGGCACAGGGGCUGCGUGCGCCCCCCUGUGCCUUGUUUUGGCUGGCAGAGUGCUGCAGGAGGCCAUACAGGCUGAAAACGGGGUAUGGGGGGCACUCAUGGCCCCCUGAUGCCCCUUUUUGGCCAGUAAUGUGCUGCAGAGGCAUCCAUCCUGUCUCCACUGCCCCCUGGCUGGCCCGCAGAGGAGAACUAAAUGCUGAUCUGGCCCUCAAAGAAAUCCACUUUGACACCCCUGUUGUAGUGCAACUUUCAGAUUACAACAGGUAACAGCUCUCACAUUCUUAAAUUAAAGGUACAGUCCUGUUAAUCUUUAUUCCCAAUAUGUCACACUGUAUUGAGCAAGAUUUAAGGAAAAUACGGUCCAGUUGCAUACUUAUAUGAAGAAUGCAAGCACAAGCAUUGUCUUCUGAUAAUAUAAACAUGAUAGCAUGAACAAGCCCUGCAAAUAGCUUUUAUUUUUUUCCCUCUAGCUAAAAGGAAAAUCACAUUCCUGGAACUCUAGGCUAAUUUUAAAUUAUUUGACUUUGUUUAAGUGACUGUUGGUUAGUUGUUUUCUUGUCAUUGGAAUAUAUAAGUUUUGGUCACAAUCCACCUGAUAUCACCACUGUGAAUCCUCCAUUAGUUUCAAAAUGUGGUAGUUAGCUUAAGCCAACGAAGGUAUGUAAGACAAAAGCGUAGCCCAUUGCAAACUUUCAUUUUGUAAUUCCAUCCUAAUGCUUGCUCUCCAUGCAAAGAAGAAUCUGUGACCAGGCAUCUGGUAAUUGUAGUACUACAACAUAAUGGAAAACAAAGUUCAGAAUGUGUGGUGUGUUUUUUUUUAGCACUGAGCGAAUAUGCCGGAGCAGAUAUGUGAACUUAGUCAGACUGCUAAUAGUAUAAGCAAAGUAAGGAAACCCCGGUGAUGUAGCUGUUUAAUCCUGGAGCAGAACACUGGGUUCUGAUGUUGUCAAACAGAAAUUGAAUGAAAACUGCCCUUCAGCAAAAGAAAAAAAAAAUGAGACUGCAACUUUAAAUGAAAAAAAAAUUCUUGCACUGAAAAAUAUAUUUAAGAAUUAUAUGUUUAUAAAGUUAUUAAUUUGUAAAGGCAGUGUUACAAAAUGUUCAGUUUAUAUUGUUUUAGAUUGUUUCAUAAUUUUGAAAGUGUAAAAUAACAUAUUUUUUCUUUAUCAAAAAAAAACCUAUAAAAUUUCUUCUGUAGUAAAAUGAUUUCAUUUUACUGGUAUAUGAUUGCUUCAUGUUUUGUAUCAUUAUAAAUUUUGUGCAAAUUUUUUUACAGAAAUUUUUUAUUUUCUAUGACAAUAUGACACUUUUAAAUUGUUAUUUCAAAAUGAACAGCAAAGCCUUAACUUUAAAUGACGUUUGUAUUCUCGGACACUGAGUAGCAUUAAAAAAAAAGGAUUGAAUUGUAAUUUAAAUUUGCAGACAAUGACUACUACAUUCCAAAGAAACAGUUGAAUUAAACAUUUUCAUAAAAUACCCAUACAUUCAUGACUUUUAUUAUCCUUACAGCUCUGUCAAUUUAAAAAAAAACCAUUAACUUUAAGACAUUCUUAAAGAAACACAUUCUUUAAGAAACACAAUUGUAAUGCAUAUACUGCAUAUCCUAAACCAGCUGGCAAUGAAUAUCAUAUUCAAAAUUUACAUUCAGGACUUCCAGAAUAUUCCAUAAGAUAUUACAGGACUGUCAUUAGUUAUCAGAUAUUGAAGUCAAAAUUCUUCAUUGGAGCUCAGUUAUAUUGGGGGCUUUGCAGGGAUAGCAGAUACAUUUUAAAAACAUCUCUCAUAAAAUGUUUUCUAUGAGAAAAAAACUUCUUCUUCCAAAAUGGUUGCCAUCAUAGACAUAAUCACUCGGCAAAUGUCUUACUUAUGUUUUUGUUAAGCUUAUGAGCAUUUUCAAACAAUGCAGCCACCCAUGAAUAUAUAUUUGUGACUCGAAAAAAUUAUGAUAAAGAAAAAUGAUGCUUCAGUCUGGCCCUUUAGUUUUCAGCCUUCUAUUUAUCUUUUAGGUUUUUUUAAAAAAAUCUAAAUUACCAUUAGGCCAGGGAGCAUGAUGAAUGACAAUGAAGAUUGGUAGCUACGUUGGUACCACACUGUCUAGUUCUGACCAGUUAUGGAUUAACCACUAAGAGAAUCAAUAACAGAAGUAGGACAUCAAGAGAAGAAGAGUACCACAGAAUUCUUAUUCCUAGGUAUCAUGCCCCUAACUUAUUUUGCUUUACCAUCUUUGGUAGAGUGUUAAAAAAAAAUUUUUUAAAUAUGAUUAAAAAUAGCUUUCAAUAAAGUUUUGCAUUUGCAUUUUCCCUUUAUAACAAUUUUUAUUAAAAAUGCAUUUAAACUGUUGAAAAUUCGCAUAUUUUGUUGUUGUCCUGGUUAUAGUAAAUAAUGUGUUAAUAUUGCUUACUGCUAUUUAGUGUUAAUAAAGUUUUUAAAACGGUA